Penaeus vannamei (Pacific white shrimp) is the source of this 402-nucleotide messenger RNA. Lineage: Eukaryota; Metazoa; Arthropoda; Malacostraca; Decapoda; Penaeidae. The record is from RefSeq and is a predicted model, not a curated record.
AUGGCCCUCGCGCCCUUGCAGCCCUCGCGCCCUCCCGCCCUUGCAGCCCUCGCGCCCUCCCGCCCUUGCAGCCCUCGCGCCCUCCCGCCCUUGCGCCCUCGCCCCUCCCCCCUUGCACCCUCCCGGCAGCCUCCCGCCCUUGCAGCCCUCGCGCCCUUGCAGCUCCUGCGCCCUCCCGCCCUUGCAGCCCUCGCGCCCUUGCACGCGCCUUGCAGCCCUCCCGCCCUGCUCUUGCAGCCCUCGCGCCCCUCCCGCCCUUGCAGCCUCAGCCCUCGCGCCCUCCGCCCUCCCAGCCCCUUGCAGCCCUUCGCGCCCUUCCUCGCGCCCUUGCAGUGCAGCCCUCGCGCCCUUGCAGCCCUGCGCGCCCUCCUGCCCUUGCAGCCCUCGCGCCCUCCCGCCCUU